This is a messenger RNA of Asparagus officinalis (garden asparagus), 1394 nucleotides long. RefSeq lists its product as uncharacterized. The transcript is spliced from 10 exons. NCBI's taxonomy places the organism in Eukaryota, Viridiplantae, Streptophyta, Magnoliopsida, Asparagales, Asparagaceae. Gene Ontology annotation, molecular function: iron ion binding; oxidoreductase activity, acting on paired donors, with incorporation or reduction of molecular oxygen; L-ascorbic acid binding. The record is from RefSeq and is a predicted model, not a curated record. The coding region runs from base 1 to 1200 and encodes 399 amino acids.
AUGGCUACCCUCUCGACAAGAAGGAGCACGGCAGCCGCAAGCACCGCCGGGCGGCGGCGGGGGGACGGAAGGGGUUGUGGCGCCGCUGACAACGCCGCGAAUGUCCCCCCGGAUGGCCGGUCGGGGAUCAGGCAGACGUACGGCGACCGGAGGCUGAGGAUAAACCCUAACAAGGAUCACAAGCCUGACAAGUACGACGAUCUGAAAUCGGACUUUGAUCCGGCGAUCUUCAGCUCUCUGGAGAGGCACUUGCCGCCGAGCAUGCUGGACGUGUCGAAGGAGGCGAAGAUUCAGUUCAUGAAGGAGAUUCUGGGGAGGUAUUUGCCUGAAGGGGAGCGAGCUAGGGCUCAGAAGCAUAAGGAAUAUAGGCAAAGGAUAAUGUCAGCAUACCAGCCUCUACAUAAACAGAUAUACAAUGUGGAUGCUACGACCUUUUUUGUUCCAUCAUUCAUUGAAGCUAUUAAGAAAAGCACGGAAGAGAGUUUUAGAAAUAUAAUAUCAGAACCCUCUCCUGGUGUGUACACAUUUGCGAUGCUUCAGCCAAGUUUCUGUGAGCUGCUGUUGGCUGAGGUUGAAAACUUUGAAAAGUGGGUCAAUGCAACUAAAUUUAAGACAAUGAAACCCAAUACCAUGAAUAAAUAUGGUGCUGUUCUAGAUGAUUUUGGUCUUGAAGCUAUGCUUAACAAUCUUAUGGAGAAAUUUAUAUGCCCCAUAUCUAGAGUAUUCUUUACAGAGGUUGGUGGAUCAGCACUAGAUUCACAUCAUGGGUUCGUGGUCGAGUAUGGAAAUGACAAGGAUAUUGAGUUAGGUUUCCAUGUAGAUGAUUCAGAAGUUACUUUAAACGUAUGCCUGGGCAAGGAAUUUUCUGGUGGUGAAUUAUUUUUCCGAGGCGUACGUUGUGACAAACAUGUAAAUUCAGAAACUCAACCUGAGGAAAUCUUAGACUAUUCUCAUGUACCUGGUCGAGCUGUGCUUCAUCGUGGUCGUCAUCGUCAUGGUGCUCGACCUACAACAUCUGGGCAUAGAAUCAAUCUGUUAAUGUGGUGCAGAAGUUCAGUCUUCAGAGAGAUGAAAAGGUACCAAAAGGACUUCUCCGGCUGGUGUGGUGAGUGCCAACGUGAAAAGAAAGAAAGGCAGAGGCAGUCUGUAGCUGCUACAAAACUGGCAUUCCUCAGGAGUGAAGGAGGGUCGAUGAUAUAAUAUUUAUAUGUAACAUUGAUUUUGCGUUUGUAACAUAGAUAAUCUAGAUGCUCACCUGCGUCAUUGGUGGAUUGUAAUCGUAGUUCUCCAAAAGCAUUCUUCUGAGCCCAAACUUUUGGGAUGUUGAAGGAUGAUUGUACAUUUGAAGUAAUAAUUCAUAAAUAUCUAACAUGUCUCAUUUGCGACUCAAAACA